Molecule: messenger RNA, 6501 nt
Organism: Pogoniulus pusillus (Red-fronted tinkerbird)
Lineage: Eukaryota; Metazoa; Chordata; Aves; Piciformes; Lybiidae
Gene: DVL1
Product: dishevelled segment polarity protein 1
Exons: 16
Coding region: 269-2476 (735 amino acids)
Biological process (GO): intracellular signal transduction; canonical Wnt signaling pathway
Cellular component (GO): cytosol
Molecular function (GO): frizzled binding
Source: RefSeq, a predicted model, not a curated record
CCGCUGCCGAGAGCGGCGAGGGGCGGCGAGCGGCGGCCGGAGGAUGCAGGCGGGGCGGGCGGCGGCGGGCUGCCGUUCCCGGGUCGGGCAGCUAGAGAGCAGUGCAGGGAGCGAAAUCCCGGCCGAGGAGCCCCUGCGCGGCGGCGGCCGGGCGCUGGGAGCUCCCUUCCUGUCGGGGGCGGCUCUGGGCCGGAGGCCGUGAGAGAGGAGCGGAGCGGCGGCGGAGGCCCGGGCCGGCUCCCCUCCGCCCCCCGCUGCCCCUCUUCCCAUGGCGGAGACUAAAAUCAUUUACCACAUAGACGAGGAGGAGACGCCGUACCUGGUGAAGCUGCCCGUCCCGCCCGACCGAGUCACGCUGGCCGACUUCAAACAUGUCCUCAGCAACCGGCCCGUGCACAGCUACAAGUUCUUCUUCAAGUCCAUGGACCAGGACUUCGGGGUGGUAAAGGAGGAGAUCUCAGAUGACAAUGCAAAGCUACCUUGCUUCAAUGGAAGAGUGGUGUCCUGGCUGGUCCUGGCUGAAAGCUCCCACUCUGACACGGGCUCCCAGUGCACCGAGAGCCACGCAGACCUUCCGCCGCCCAUCGAGAGGACAGGUGGCAUCGGAGACUCUCGCCCUCCUUCCUUCCACCCAAACGCUGCCAGCAGCCGGGACGGCCUGGACAAUGAGACGGGAACAGAGUCAGUCAUUAGCCACCGGCGAGACAGGCACCGCCGCAGGAACAGAGAGGGGCACGAGGAGGUCCCUCGCAUCAAUGGCCACCCCAAGCUGGACAGACACCGUGAGCACCCUCCUGGCUACGACAGCUCUUCCACCAUGAUGAGCAGUGAGCUGGAAUCCAGCAGCUUCAUUGACUCCGAUGAUGAUGACAACACAAGCAGGCUGAGCAGCUCCACGGAGCAGAGCACUUCAUCGCGCCUCAUCCGCAAGCACAAGCGCAGGAGGAGGAAACAAAGGAUGCGGCAGAUUGACAGGUCGUCCUCCUUCAGCAGCAUCACUGAUUCGACCAUGUCCCUAAAUAUCAUCACUGUCACCCUCAACAUGGAAAAGUACAACUUCCUGGGAAUCAGCAUCGUAGGACAGAGCAAUGACCGAGGCGAUGGUGGCAUCUACAUUGGCUCCAUCAUGAAAGGAGGAGCUGUGGCAGCAGAUGGUCGAAUUGAACCAGGAGACAUGCUUCUGCAGGUGAAUGAUGUCAAUUUUGAGAACAUGAGCAAUGACGAUGCCGUGAGGGUGCUGCGGGAAAUCGUCUCCAAACCAGGACCCAUCAGCCUAACAGUAGCCAAAUGCUGGGACCCUACUCCCAGGAGUUACUUCACUAUCCCCAGGGCUGAACCAGUGAGGCCAAUCGACCCAGCAGCAUGGAUCUCUCAUACCACAGCCAUGACGGGAGCGUACCCCCGUUACGGUAUGAGCCCCUCCAUGAGCAUCACCACAUCUACCAGCUCCUCACUAACAAGCUCAAUUCCCGAGUCGGAAAAAUUAGAAGAAUCUCCCUUAACUGUGAAGAGUGACAUGGCUACAAUUGUCAAGGUUAUGCAGCUCCCAGACUCAGGCCUUGAAAUUCGGGACAGGAUGUGGUUAAAAAUCACCAUCUCCAACGCAGUGAUAGGGGCAGAUGUGGUUGACUGGCUCUACACACACGUGGAAGGCUUCAAAGACCGCCGUGAGGCUCGGAAGUACGCCAGCAGCAUGCUGAAACAUGGCUACCUCAGGCACACUGUGAACAAAAUCACCUUCUCUGAGCAGUGCUAUUAUGUCUUUGGAGACCUCUGUGGCAAUAUGGCUGCACUGAACCUUAACAAUGGUUCUAGCGGAGCCUCGGAUCAGGAUACCCUCGCUCCACUUCCACAUCCUGCUGCUCCCUGGCCUCUAGGCCAAGGAUACCCAUACCAGUAUCCUCUGCCCCCUCCGUGUUUCCCACCAGCAUACCAAGACCCAGGCUUCAGCUAUGGCAGUGGCAGUGCAGGGAGCCAGCAAAGUGAAGGAAGCAAAAGCAGCGGCUCGAACCGAAGCACCAGCGAGAACAGCAGGAGGGCCCUGGGCAGGGAGAAGGACCGCAAGUCGGCCGGCAGCGGCAGCGAGUCCGAGCACACCGCCCGCAGCGGCGGCGGCGCCAGCGCCGUGCGCCGGGAGAGACCUGGCAGCCAGCUCAGCCAGCGCAGCCACGGCUCCGCCGCGCACAGCGACCGCAGCCACCACAGCCACCACUCGUACGGGCCCCCGGGAGUCCCACCCCUCUACAGCCUCCCCAAACUGGGCUCCAAAGUCUACGGGACCAGCGGCCCCCCUGGAGGGCCCCCGGUGAGGGAACUGAGCUCGGUGCCUCCGGAGCUGACGGGCAGCCGGCAGUCCUUCCAGAAGGCCAUGGGCAACCCUUGCGAGUUCUUCGUUGACAUCAUUCACAUCUUAUAUGGAGCUUUGGUACUUGUGGCACCUCCUUCAGUGCAAUUCGUGUGUACCUUCUGGGGCUGAUUCAAGGACUCUGGGUGACAGAGCACUGGAACCAGCUGCCCAGGGAGGUUGUGGAGUCUCCCUCUCUGGAGAUAGUCAAGAACAGUCUGGAUGUGUUCCAGCGUGGUCUGCUCUGGGUGAUCCUGCUUUGGCAGGGGUGGCUGGACCAGAUGAGCUUCUGAGGUCCCUUCCAGCCCCUGCCAUUCUGUGACUCUUAUUUCACCUGACUUCUAAAUUUCCAAUAAUGCAUAGUAGCACUUUGUUUGUUGGUUUGGUUUUCCCUGCUUUUUUGUUCUCCUCCAAGGAAGAAAUGACUGUUGGUUGGUAUCUGUGAUACUGCCUCGGGAAUGCUGGUUCUAGGAUGCAUCAAUCAGCACUUCAGCAGGCACCUGCAAGCCUAAGGACAACUUCAUGCUUGGAAAGGAGCAGGCUCAAAGCGGUUCCUAGCAGAAGGCAAAGCUGUGGCUACCUUCUGCUGCUGCCUAGGGAGGAGAAGUCAAUCUUCUUUUCUUCCUUUUCUUUUUGUUUUAAGGUAUUACUCUGUCGAGGGAGUGGUGAAGUCUUGCUGCUGUAUGUGUUCAUUGUAAAGUUAGUGCAUUUCUUACCCACCACCACCGGGAGGUUGUGGCUUCUGUUCCUGGGCAUUUCAAGUCACCUCUUGCUCUGCUUCUCCUGCUUCUGCCACCCACUUGCAUACAGGUUUUAAAAGUUGCUUCCACAGAACUAGGACAGUUGCUGCUGCUGCUGCUGCUGCACAGUUCUGCCAGUGUGGGUGCAGCUUCUCCCUUUUGAAGAGGAUAUUUACUCCUAGGUAAAUCCUGCUCCCACUGGGACAUGGCUUUGGGUCCCCUCUUGUUCCCUUCUUAAUUUCUGAGCAGUAUCUUCCCUGCUUCUUUUGGCAAUAGACACCUGGAGAUGUCUGAUCCCAGUUGCAAUGUUACUUGAGGGGCCAUGUUCUGCACACAGAUGGGCACUAGCUAGGGGAGGGAGAGGGGCUGAGAACAGUUCACAAGUGGUACAAUGAAUGAAUCCUCACACCUGAGACAGAGCAAGACCUGUGCUAAAGCUUCUGCUGAGGAGCUUUGCCUUAGGCAACCGCUGUUGUCUGUCCCCCAAGGUUUCAUUCUAUGUGGUUUUCACUCUGGGGCUGUGGAUGCUUGCUAAAGCACAUUCAGGAACCUGCACUGAGCUUUGAGAAGGCUCUCUCAGGUACCUGAAUGAAGGCAUGGUAGGAGCAGCCCCACACUCUCUUCUGGUGGCUCAUGUAAUGGGCAGUGAGUGUGAAGUUGCAGUCACUUAGUGGCAUUUAACCAUGCCUCAGUUCAGUUCUCUUUUGUGUGAUGCCUGCUUCUGGCAGGUUUUAGGACAGGUGCUUUAAAAUCAGUCUUGACUGUAUAUAAAUACUCUCUUCCCUGGGAAGAAAACAACUUCUUUUUGUCACCUUCUUUAUGGGCAGUGUGAGUAUCCAGUGGGAAUGUCAAAAGAGAACUUGGCCUUUCCAGAUGCCUGUGGUUUCACUUUCCUUUGUCACCCUGCGGAGUUGCCCUUCCAACUGUCCCUCAUUGUGUGUUCAUUCAGAGAGGUUUUUCACUCCUCCUCUGGCUGCAGGUCUCUGGGUAAACAGAUCCCUGUUAGGAAAGUUCAGAGCAGCAUUUUCAGACGUCUGUGUGAAUUGGAGAUGGAAGUCUCAGGAGGCAGCUGGGUGCUUGGGAAGCUGUCAGUCAGGCUCACUGCUGCAGUCACUGAGCUUCUUAACCAGCUGAGUGCUUUGGGAGAGUUUUCUUGGCCAAAACCUCCCCAGAAGGCUGCAGCAGUUUUCACUGUCACCCAUCUGAUGGGCUAGCACAGACUGCAAAGUUGGUGAUGAACAGCACUACCUAAAGCCUGACCACACACCAGCAUCCUCCUUCCUUUUCCUUUCCUCCUCCCAGCAGCACAGCAAAGAUGUUCACAAAACUCGAGCUGACCUUGAAAGCAGUGAAACAAAUCAGGGUAAAAGAGGUCUCUCAUUCUGCUGUGUCUCUAGGAGAGACACUGUCAAGGAGUCUGUGGCUUUACUGACAAUCACCUGUGCUUCUGCUUUUCAAGUCUCAUUUGCUUCUUUUCUGGUCUCACUUUGGUUUGGUUUUAUUUUAUCUGAAGGCAGAACUCACAGAGCUGGAGGCAAAAAGAAAGCAAGGAGCUAUUUGAAUGAGGUAUUUCCAGAAGCUAUUUGAAUGAGGUAUUUCCAGAAGGGAUUGGAAGCUGAGGGUUGAGCUUUUCACCCGUGGAAGAAAAGCUGUUUCAUUUCCUUUUGUCCUGUUCAAGAGUUGCAGUUCCCACACCUGCUGAGGGCUGUUUUGCUUUCUCUUUUCGGUCUUGUUGUUAUGCUGUUAGCAGAAACUGUUCUGUGUCUUGCUGGUCUUUGCUGCUAUGUUGAAACGACUGUGUUAGAUACUUGUGUGUUUGUGGCUAACUCCGGAGUGAGGCUGACAGCCCAGAACAUGGGUGUGGGGGAAAGGAGUUUUCUCUUGCUGAGGACAUCAGGCUGCUGAAUCCAGCCUGAGCCAACUUCACCCACAAACAGGCAUCCAUUGCAGGCUGAGAGUGCUCUGAAGGGACUGUACAGCACACAGAGCCUGCUCUUGGCAAGGAGCAGCAGGAGAAUGUAGAUGCCCCUUCUGUGAACAGUGCAAUAUGGGAUGGCCACUGAGUGGAAAACAAAAGCUUGGUCUUCACCUUGUGGUGCACAGGGGAGAGGCUGCUCGGAGGGAAUGGAGAGUCAGGGCUGGAAUGUGGCUAGCUCUUGAUUCUCAGAAGUGAGUGAAGGCAGGAGACCUCCCACAUCCCAUCCUUGCUUUCAGUGCAUGUGCAUGGCUCUUUGCAGCAGGGGGGCUCAGGGCCUAAUGUGCAAGUUUCUCCUGGGGACAGCAGCACCUGCAGAGCAAAAGUGCCACCGGUGCCCACGAGGCUACUUGCAGUAGGAAGUUCUGUGCCAGGUGGAUGGAAGUUGGAAGGCUGGAGUCCUGCAGAACUGGCUGCUUCUCUCACCAGGGCCUGAAGUGUGUUUCUGAUCUAAUGGCAAGUAACUGGCCCUGGCUGGGCUCUGGAAGGCAGGACCUGAGCCUCUGACUACAAGGAGAAGUUCUGGGGUUGCUGCUUGGGGCAUGGAAACGGCCUCAGAACAGGAGCCUUGCACAGUUGCCAUUUUUAGUCUGGAACUGAGACCCCUUCAGCACCUUCCUGUGCUCUGCAGCUGAGCUGAGUGCUCCUGCAGACCUGCCCAUGGCUUGUAAGGAGGACUAACAGGCAUGUGUGGAAGAUGAUGUGGUGAGAAGCCAGUGUGGGAUGACAUCUGCUCUCCAAAGGAGCCAGUAUCUCUAGGGGUAACACACCUACCCUUCAGGUUAACUCCAAGGAGCAAAACCGUUGUGGCAAAUAGUCUUAAAGGCACUGCUGUUGUCUUUUACCUCCUGUUAAGAAACCUACUUUGCAAAGGUUAACAGUCCCCUGGACACUUGAUCCAAAGGUAGAUUGGGUGGCAAGCAAUGAUGCACAGACAUUGCCUUUUGCUCUCAUUUUUGUUCUCUUCAAGUGAGCAGUCCCCAUCCGGAGACCUGAGGGUCGAUGGAACUGGGGGGGGAUUUGUUGUUUGCUCCCUUUUUGGUUGGCAUUUAACUGGAUUGUAAUAAGAUUGAGUUAAAGUUCUUGAUUCUAAUCAGUGAUUAGAACAAAAAGAGGGGAAAAAAAAAAAAAGAGACAUGUAAAGAAUUUUCUGUACAGUAGAGGAACAAAGUGAGAUGAUUUUAAAAGGAUGAACCCCCUCCUCCCCCACCUCUCUCCCUCCAGACUAUCACCUGUCCUAGAAUUGGUUCUACUCAAAGAGUGACCUCUUACUAGCAUGGACUGCACUGUUCCUGUUCAAUGUUAAAUGCAUAAUUGAAUCCUUUUUUGGUUUGUUUCUGUAGAUAUUGUAUUAAAACCCAAGUGUCUGUAUAGUUAAUAUAUAGCUGCUUAUGUGUAAAUGCUAUUUUAAACACUAAAAAGCUUUUAAUUUUAUGUGAUAA